This is a messenger RNA of Scatophagus argus, 2276 nucleotides long. It is a transcript of the gene lrrc47, whose product is annotated as leucine rich repeat containing 47. The coding region runs from base 38 to 1717 and encodes 559 amino acids. The transcript has 7 exons. Gene Ontology annotation, biological process: phenylalanyl-tRNA aminoacylation. Lineage: Eukaryota; Metazoa; Chordata; Actinopteri; Scatophagidae. Gene Ontology annotation, molecular function: RNA binding; protein binding; phenylalanine-tRNA ligase activity. The record is from RefSeq and is a predicted model, not a curated record.
CUCCGGUAACUUGACGUGACGCUUGGGAUCGAGCAGCAUGGAUGACAUGGGGAAAUGGCCAGAAAUAGAGAAAGCAGCUGCAGGGAAGAGACGUGAGCUGGUUUUACAGGGUCCAGCUGUUGACGGGAGAAUUUCCUCUAACGGAGGACUCACCUCUGCUGUGUAUUCCCUCACACUGCUGAAUUACCUGGAGGUUAGCCAGUGCCCGAGUUUGACAGAGAUCCACGAGGACAUCCAACAUCUGACGAACCUCCAAAGCCUCAUUCUGUGUAGGAACAAGCUAGCCUCCAUCCCGAAUGUCCUCGAUAAACUUAAGUCUCUGAAGGUCCUGGACCUUUCAGUUAACAACCUCAGGGUUUUACCGGAGGGAAUCACUCAGUUGAGAGAGCUAAAUACUCUCAAUGUGAGCUGUAACAGCCUGGAGCUCCUGCCAGAGGGACUGAGCCAGUGCACCAAACUCUCUACGAUCAACAUCUCGAAGAAUCGCAUCACCUGUUUCCCAGCUGAUUUCUGCUCCGAGCGUCUGGAUCUCCUUAGCACACUGGUCGCUUCUGACAACUGCAUUGACCAGCUGAGUGGAGAUAUUCACAAGCUAGCUGCUCUAAAGGUGCUGGAUCUCUCUAACAACAAGCUGUGCGAGAUUCCCUCCGAUCUUAGUGACUGUCCCAAGCUAAAGGAGAUAAACUUCAAAGGCAACAAGCUGAACGAUAAACGUCUGGAGAAGAUGGUCAACGGCUGCCAGACCAAGUCCAUCCUCGACUACCUCAGAGGAAAAGGAAAAGGGAGACAGGGAGAGGAUGGAGGUGAUGCAGAUGGGGGUCACAGUGCAGACAGGGGGAAAAGGCAGCAUCAGAGGAAGAAGAAGGGAAAGGUGGUAGAUGAACAGGAUGAAGUGGAGGAACUGAACAAGAUGGUGGUGAGGGUUCUCCAUGUUUUGGAUGCUUCUGCAGCUCUCACAGUCAAAGUGAGUGCAGAAGUGAAAGAUGUUCGACCAUACUUGGUGUGCUGCGUGGUCAAAGGCAUGAACCUAAAGCCUGGGAAUGCUCUCAAACGCUUCCUCGUGGCUCAGACAAAACUUCACGAUGACUUGUGCGGUAAAAGGACCACCGCGACCAUUGCGACUCAUGACGUGCAGCUUCUCAAAGCUCCUUUGAUUUAUGAUGUCAAGCCACCCACCCAGCUGAAGAUUGUCCCAUUGGGUCGGAAGGAGAUGACGGCCGUCGAGCUGAUAAGACACCUUCAGCUGGAGGCUGACGAGCUGAGGAAGCAGAAGAAGAGGCAGAAUGUCACCGGCCUUCACAAAUACCUGCAGAUUCUGCAAGGAAAAACACUCUAUCCCUGCCUAGUGGAUGCAGAGGGACAUGUGAUCUCGUUCCCACCUAUUACCAACAGUGAGAAAACCAAGAUCAAGAAGACGACCAAAGAGCUGUUCUUAGAGGUGACAAGUGGAACCAGCCUGCAGACCUGUAAAGAUGUUAUGGACGCUCUGAUUGUAAAAAUGGCAGAGUUGAACAAGUUCACGGCGGAGCAUCAGGAGGAGGCGGGGUCAGACGGGGAAGGGGAUGGCCCACAAGAGCCGACCACCAGCAGUGAGUCCUCUAGUGAGCUGAUCGUCCAGCAAGUCCGAACAGUCGACCAGGACGGGAACCUGAAGGUCGUCUACCCGUCAAAGACUGACCUCUCCAAAGACAUCAGCAAUCUGACUGUCCUUUGGUAGUCGUGCUGCGGAUAACCUGAUGUUAACACUCGCAUGCUAUAUGGAGUCAUAUUAAUAGAUUAAAAUUGUAGGACAUUAAGGCGAAGUUUUGACAGCAUGCAACAAAGUGUGAUCAUGUUACUUCAGCAGUGCAGAAAAUCUGAUUCACAUAGGAUUUUCUGUUUCCUGUAAGUAUGGUCAACCUGUUAAAUUGAAUGUCAAAAUAUACUUAUUUUUGUAUGAUUUACAAACCAUAGAUAACUUGUCUGUUUGCAAAACGAAUUUUGUUAAACUAACAUUUACUUAAACUUUGAACUGGUCACUAUUCUGUAGUACUUUGUAGAUGAUUUGUUUGACCGUUUAUUAGCUUAAAGUAUUGGCAUUUUCCCUUUAACCAUUAGUGAGCAAAAAAUGUCUGCAUUACACGUAAUUAAAUGCACUCCUGUUUGCAUUCGCUUUAUUUUUACUGUGUCCGAUAUGUAUACGUUUGUCUGACCGAAGUUGUUGUAUGGAUCUGAAACAGGAUUCUGCAUUAUUUUUACACUUCUCUCACCAAUGGACAAAAUGACAUUAACUGACA